UUCUGGCAGCCAGUUGGAUGCUGUUGUGAGUAGAGAUCAUUCACGCCCACUUCACUGUCUCUGCCGUGUGUUGGCUUUCUCACUGCUCUCACCGAGUUUAUGUGGUAACGUUACAGCACUAGGGGGAUGGAGUAAAGGAAGGAAGUCAUGGAUCCAAUUGAAGAGAAAACAAGCAAAACGGUCGACAUUUAUCGCGAUACAUGGGUCCGCUUCCUAGGCUAUGCCAAUGAAGUCGGGGAGGCUUUUCGUGCUCUGGUACCAGUGAGUUUGGUAUGGGGCAGCUAUGCUGUGGCCACUAUGUACGUUACUGCUGAUGCUGUGGACAAAGGGAAGAAAGCAGCUCUGGCCCACGGGGACAAGCCAGGGAAGACAACACGAGUAGCGGUGGCAGUGGUGGACACGUUUGUGUGGCAGGCCCUCGCCUCUGUGAUCAUACCGGGCUUCACCAUUAACCGUGUAUGUGCUGCGUCACUACACCUGCUGGGCAGAACCACCAAGUGGCCCCUGCCCGUCCGCAAGUGGACCACUACAGCUAUAGGCCUCUCUACAAUCCCCUUCAUUAUUUCUCCUAUAGACAGGUCAGUGGAUUUCCUGCUUGACUCGAGCCUUCGGAAGGUCUACAAUGAGGAAGAGAAGCACAAAUAAGGACGCAUCGUGCAGAACAAAUGGCCCCCUCCUGGGUAGAGACCAGUCCAGUCUAUGUCAACCUGUGCUGGUUAUCCACCACUGUGAAGCACUAGUGUGAAGAAGAAUUUCAUGGGGCAGACUCCACAGUUAUUCAAAUAUAUAAACAAAAAAAAUAUUUCAGAAUUAUAACCUUUCUAUAAGUAAGUGAAGUUGUUCCUGCUUCAUGAAAUAUCCCUUGGGGAUCCUUAAUUCCAUCCUCUUAGGGCAAUCUGGAUAGUGACACCAACAUUUUUUAAACCAGAAAUGUAACGGUAUGAAAUAUGUAUAAAUAUUCAGUGAAAUCCUGCUUCUUGAGCUUACCUCAUGUCCAAAUGUCAAGGAGAUUAAAUACAAAUCUGCACUUGCUGUGUUUAUUAGCCACAGUGGUACAAUUAUUACAAGCCAAAAAAGCCAGUUUGCCAUAAUGUCCCUCUUAUUCAUUCCUCACUUAAAGUUAGUCUUUGACUGGUUUUUGUUUUUUUUCUGAAAACAAAGGUUACUGCUACUUUGAAUAGUCCUCUGAUGGACUUUUUCAUUGUUUAAUAUUACUUUACUGUUGGUCAUGGGAGUUAAGGUUUGCACUGGGGGCAUUUUUUACACCACGGUUACAAUCUAUGUUAUUCUAAAUGGUAUAAGGUUCUUUUAAACUAAGAAUACUUGUAGUACCAUCAAAUAGAACUUCACAAGUAUUUGAAUUAUUUCUCACCAAUAUCUAAACUGUAUUUUUGAGAUACAAUACUUUAACUUCUUCUGAAAAUGUUAGACAUACCAGUUUCAGACAUCUGUAACUAAUUUAAAACUGUUUUGAAAUAUUAUACUCCUCCAAACAAGCUUUUAGUUUUGGGUGUACAGUUUAAACAGGAUUUCCGUCAGGAGAUUCCUAUCUAGUACAUGUACAUUAAAUUUAGUGUUGAACUUCUCAAAUACUUGUGGAGGUCAGUGUCAUACCUAUGCAGAAACGGGUUCUUUUACAGAUACUGUACAUCUGUAUAAUUUCUUAUGCAUUUCUUUGAGGAGCCAAGUCAUAUAUUGUACUUAUAUAAUCACGUCGUUAUUCUGAUGGGAUUACAUUUCACUGGGGUUGUACCUCAUACAAUACAGAUUAAUUGAUUGAUAUACUGUAUCUCAUGCUGAACUAUGCAAGGGAAACUCGGGAACGUGUACAUAUGUUAGCUUCGCAAAUGAUAGGGAUUGUUCUCCCGCUGUUGUGAAAUAAGAAGGGAAAUCUGAUACAAGCUAGCUUGAAAUUAGACAGAGGAACAUACUGUAUAGCAUAUACUGUAUAUACAGUGUACCUUUCUAGCAAUAACUUUUGUUUAAUGUGUCAAUCCAUAUUCUUUGUGGUUCACUUUGUCAUGGAGAGUUAUGCUGAAAGACAAGAUUGUUAAAACUUGGGGUGCACCAAUUAUGUUUUUACUUGCUGAUACAGCCUGUUCAAUAUUAUUUGAUAAAACCAGAUCAGGUCAAAGUGAACAAUGUUUUUUGUUGGCAUUUUAAAAGAUUGAAAAACAUGUGCUCAAGGCUCCAGUGUGUGCAGUGUGGGAUGUUUUCAUUCACUUAUUAAGCACAAAGCUUACUUUUACCUUGCGUAAGGGUAUGGAUCCAAAAUGUACUUUUUCGUCCAUCAGCCAAAUGGUUAAUGAAUGUUCAAAUUUGACCAGCCACUCAAUAGAUUACCAUUGUUUUUUGACUGAGUGAAGCAAAUCUACCAGCCACUUGCAUAUUUUACCAGCAUUUGGUUAGUAGAUGAUGGUGCUAAUUUUGGAUGCUGGGUAUGGAUCUUUUUAAUGUCAGGCAAUUUGACUUGUCAUAGCAGGGAAAGUACAAGUGUAAGUAAGGCCAUACUUUCUUUAAGUGUCCCAGUAUGCCAGUGAUUAAGUGCAUUGUAACAUGGCCUGGAACUGGGCUUUAAUAAGCAUAUUGGUGCACCCCUUGUGAAAAUCUAUUCAUAUUCAGUUUUACCAUUUCAGAUUGUACACAGAACUUCUUUGUAUUUUUAUUGUUACAUGAUCCAAAUAAAAAGGAACUGUCUUCGAUGUUUUCUUAUGUGGCGGUGUGUUCGGAAGUGGGUUUUAUGAGACAUUUUCA
Molecule: messenger RNA, 2754 nt
Organism: Sander lucioperca (pikeperch)
Lineage: Eukaryota; Metazoa; Chordata; Actinopteri; Perciformes; Percidae
Gene: mtfp1
Product: mitochondrial fission process 1
Exons: 4
Coding region: 148-645 (165 amino acids)
Biological process (GO): mitochondrial fission
Cellular component (GO): mitochondrion
Source: RefSeq, a predicted model, not a curated record